Messenger RNA from Scylla paramamosain (green mud crab), 2380 nucleotides. RefSeq names its product hemocyanin subunit-like. The transcript is spliced from 3 exons. The coding region runs from base 48 to 2108 and encodes 686 amino acids. Gene Ontology annotation, molecular function: oxidoreductase activity. The record is from RefSeq and is a predicted model, not a curated record. NCBI's taxonomy places the organism in Eukaryota, Metazoa, Arthropoda, Malacostraca, Decapoda, Portunidae.
GAGUGGGGGGAAACGCUUGAGCGGGUAUAAAUGGUCUGCAUGUCAUCAUGCAGCCACUGCCUGACACAGCAACAACCAUGAAGCUCUUGGUCCUUUGCGCUCUGGUGUCGGCGGCCGCCGCUUGGCCCAACUUCGGGAUGAUGGCCGACUCUCCUGGAGGAGCUUCUGACGCCCAGAAGCAACACGAUGUCAACAGCAUUCUGUGGAAGAUCUACGACAAAAUCCGCGAUCCUCAUCUGGAGCAGCUUUCCCAUACCUUCAAUCCUCUUUCCGGCCACUAUGAUGAUGGUGGUGUCUCCGCUAGGCGACUCAUGCAGGAGCUCAACGACGAGCGCUUGCUGGAGCAGAAGCACUGGUUCUCGCUCUUCAACACCCGCCAGCGGCAGGAGGCUCUCAUGCUCUACGACGUGCUCGAACACUCCACAGACUGGGACACCUUCGCUGGCAACGCCGCCUUCUUCCGCGUUCGCAUGAACGAGGGCGAGUUCGUCUACGCUGUUUACGCUGCCGUCACACACUCUCAUCUCACAGAACACGUGGUGCUGCCGCCCCUCUAUGAGGUUACUCCUCACCUCUUCACCAACAGCGAGGUCAUUCAAGCAGCCUACAAGGCCAAGAUGACACAGACUGCCGCCAAGAUCUUGUCCCGCUUCACCGGCAGCAAGAGCAACCCAGAGCAACGUGUGGCCUACUUCGGUGAGGACAUCGGCAUGAACACCCACCACGUCACCUGGCAUUUGGAAUUCCCCUUCUGGUGGGACGAUGCCCAUGAGGACCACCACAUUGAGCGCAAGGGCGAGAGCUUCUUUUGGGUCCAUCAUCAGUUGACCGUUCGAUUCGACGCCGAGCGUCUCUCCAACUACCUGGACCCCGUCGACGAACUCCACUGGGACGACGUGAUCUCCGAGGGCUUCGCUCCCCACACCAUGUACAAGUACGGCGGUUACUUCCCCUCACGACCAGACAACGUGAAGUUCGAGGACGUGGACGGCGUUGCGCGCGUGCGUGACAUGUUGAUCCUGGAAAGCCGCAUCAGGGAUGCCAUCGCUCACGGCUAUUUCACUGGCAGGGACGGGUCUGUUAUCAGCAUCAGAGACACUCAUGGCAUCGACAUCCUUGGUGACGUGAUUGAGUCCUCCACUUACAGCCCCAACCCCGAGUAUUACGGCUCUUUGCACAACACUGCUCAUGUCAUGCUUGGCCGCCAGGGCGACCCUCACGGCAAGUUUGCCCUUCCUCCUGGUGUGUUGGAACACUUCGAGACUGCCACGCGCGACCCUGCUUUCUUCCGCCUCCACAAGUACAUGGAUAACAUCUUCAGGGAACACAAGGACAGCCUUCCUCCCUACACCAAAGAGGACCUCGAGUUCCCUGGAGUCUCUAUCGACAGCAUCGCCUUAAACAACCGCCUUGAGACCCACUUCGAGGACUUUGAAUACAGCCUCAUCAAUGCUGUUGACGACACUACCGAUGUCGAAGACGUGCCCAUCGACGCAGUCAUCUCUCGCCUCACGCAUAACGACUUCAACAUCGAGAUUGGCAUCACUAAUAACAACGGCCACGAAGUAAUGGCAGCCGUACGUAUCUUCGGCUGGCCCAAGUACGACAACAACCAUGUUGAGUUCCCAUUCAACGAGGGACGCUGGAACGCCAUUGAGCUCGACAAAUUCUGGAUUAAGUUGGCUCGCGGACCCAACAAAAUCACACGCUCCAGCACACAAUCAGGGGUAACAGUUCCUGAUGUGCCCAGCUUCCAGACUCUGAUCGACAUGACUGAUGAAGCACUUGCCUCAGGCUCAGCACUCCACCUCGAGAAUUAUGAAAGUGGCCUUGGACUGCCCAACAGGUUCCUCCUCCCCAAGGGCAAGACUGAGGGAAUGGAGUUCCAUAUUGUAUUCUUCGUUUCUGACGGCACCAAGGACGGAGCCGUCGAGGGCCUGCAUGAGAGCACUACCUUCAACCACUAUGGCUGCUACGAUGGCAAAUACCCUGACAAUCGGCCACAUGGUUACCCACUGGACCGCCGCGUCGACGACGAGCGCAUCAUCAAUGGUGUCUCCAACUUCAAGGCUGUGGACAUCAAAGUGUUCCACGUGGAAGAUAACUAAUGUAGCAACUAACCGGCAAAAAGACGUCAGCAAACUGCUGCAUAUAAUUCAUCUUGCUAUAUAUAUAUAUAUAUAUAUAUAUAUAUAUAUAUAUAUAUAUAUAUAUAUAUAUAUAUAUAUAUAUAUAUAUAUAUAUAUAUAUAUAUAUAUAUAUAUAUAUAUAUAUAUAUAUAUACACAUACAUAUGCAACCCUUAUUAGAUUAUGUCAUCUUAAAUCUAUCAGAUAAAACUAAUAUUUCAUGUAUGUCAAUAAAAGAAGAGUGAAGUGAAA